Molecule: messenger RNA, 2417 nt
Organism: Sitodiplosis mosellana (orange wheat blossom midge)
Lineage: Eukaryota; Metazoa; Arthropoda; Insecta; Diptera; Cecidomyiidae
Exons: 5
Coding region: 969-2279 (436 amino acids)
Source: RefSeq, a predicted model, not a curated record
AGCCAUCGUUGAAUCGUGUGUAUGUACAUGUUGGCUGUGUGCGACACGAUGUAACCGACUGUUUGCUUGGCUGAGUACGAGAAACAAAACUCGUGCACAACUUAUAUCGAAGCCGAACAAAAACAUAUUCGCUCAUAACCAGUCGAACAGUCUGUGCAAAAAUACAUGAACUUAUUAGUCGGCUGCUGUUGCUGCUUCUGUUGCUACUAAUUUUGAGCAGAUAGCUUUAUUUUGUCCAAGUGUCAGUCGUUUUGUGCCUUUUGCAUUUUAGAUCAUAUAGUCCAUUAAUAAAACCAAAACUAUACUACGGGAAAUUCGAUAAAGCGAGAAAAAAACAAUGGGAAAUGUAAUUAUCGAAUAUACUAAAAUAGUGUAGCAUAAAUUUUUAUAAAAGAAAAAACAAGGAAGUAAAUGUGGCACUCAAGCAACAGGCAGCAAGUGCAAGGAAAAAUCUGUGAUAAAAUGUGACCAUCGAUGUUUUCAAUUUAAUUUGAAAUGUUGGAGCUUGUUCUAUUUUUCGUUACCGUAAAAAGUAAAACUUUUGAUUGAUAUUGUUAGUAAUGUGUAAAAUUGUAUUGUUGAAAUAUAUCGCAAAAUUUGUUCGAUAGCAUUGAACUUUUCAGUGAGUCUUGCGUCAAAGCAUCGUCACCUGUGUAUAGCAUAGAACGCGCACGGUACACGUGUGUUCGGAGUAAAUUAAGUUGUUGACCAAGUGUGAAACCGAGCGAGUGCGUACUUCUGAAUUGGAGAGAGAAAGCAACAAGUCAUCGAACUAUUUUGCGCGAUACACAUAAUACAAAUAACGACCAGAAGCUGGCUAGAGCAAAUAAACGACAGUGACUAAAUGCCAUACGCGCACUCAUUCUUUUUAUUCUCUUGCGUUGAAUAAUCAGUAUUUUUUUAAUCCGCCGUUGUUGUGUUGUUGAUUCUUUGCAACAGCCUGUGCGCACCCCACAGAAAAUAUCAAUAUGGAUUCAAAAAAAACGAAUGAUUCCAUUGAAUCGGAAAACAAAGAGACUAUCGAGCAAAUUUUGCGUUUUCACGAAUGUGAUGACAGCAUACUGGUAAAAAUGAUCAUUUCGAUGGCGGGCAGCCAAGAAGGGGACAACUAUAUGUCAGUGGUGAAGCGUCUCAUUGUUAGUGGGACACACGACAAAAAUCAAAAUCAAAAUGAUAUAUAUCAACGCAGUUUAAUUGUAAAGCGACAGCUACAAAAUUUGAAGAGACGUAUAUUAUUCCGCGCUGAUUUUGCCUUUGCUAAUGAAAUUGUUGCAUAUACGAAAGUUAUGCCGCAAUUCCACCAGUUUGCGGAUAGCGUUGGGCUACCCUUACCAUUUGUAAAUUGUUUGUUCGCCGGGACAGAUGAAAACGAUGAUGAUCUGAUUGUUUUGGAAGAUCUAAAGCCAUUUGGUUAUCGAAUGGGAAAUCGAUUAAAAGGUCUUGAUUACAUACAAUGCAAACUCGUAUUACAGGAAUUGGGAGUUGUACAUGGCUUGAGUCUAGCGGCCAAGAUCUUGCACUGCAAUGAAUUUGCGGAGGUGGUUUCAAAUAUAGGUGAAUCCAUCUAUUGUGCUGAGGCGGCAGAUUUUUUUACACAUAGCUUGGAGUGUUCAUUGAAAGAGGCAUUGUUCAGUCUACGAAAUUCGAGUCAAACCUAUGUAAACCUCGCCCCUGCUAUUCUACAAGUAGAGAAGCUCAAAGGGCAACUUUUUAGACAAAUGUUUGACUGCGUGAAAGGUAAUCCCAGCGAAGAAUUUUUUAUUGUGGCUCACGGCGACCUCUGGAUAAAUAAUAUAAUGUGGCGGUGUGAUCACCAUAACAAGUGUGAUGGUGUGAAAUUCAUUGAUUUACAAACGCUUAGAUAUACGUCACCAGUCAUCGACAUAUUACACUUUCUUUAUACAAGCACUGAAUACGUCGUGCGAGAAAAUCACAUGGAUCAACUGAUAGAUGACUAUGUUGAGUCCCUAUACACAACGCUGCAAAAAUUUGAUGUUCAUGAUGAAUAUGUGCCGAAUAUGCAAACAUUAAACGAAAUAAUUAGAAGUGAAUUACGAGAUAGAUACAUGUAUGGUUUGGGUAUUUGCAUGUGGCUUUUGCCUGCUGUAACUUUCCAUCCGGACAAAAUUGUGGAUUUGGAUGCAGUUACAAUCGAUGACUUCAAGAGUGAUAAUCAAGAAAAAACAAUGACGCAAAUGCAGACCCCCGAAUACCAUACACGAAUGAGAGAAACUGUAAUGGAGUUUUACGGGAAGGGAAUUCUGAAUGACAUUACAUAAAAACAGAUAUCAGAGAGGCAAACUAUUUUCAAUAUAGAUUUUAAGUUUAAUUUUUAAACAAUUUGUAUACGGAAUUUCGACAUAAUUUUAAGUAGAAGAAAAUGUAGGAUUAAUAAAAUCCAUUAACCAAUCCAUUAA